This is a messenger RNA of Rotaria sordida, 405 nucleotides long. NCBI's taxonomy places the organism in Eukaryota, Metazoa, Rotifera, Eurotatoria, Philodinida, Philodinidae. The record is from the annotation of a GenBank genome assembly.
AUGGAUUGUGGGCGUGGUCGAACAUAUACAGAAAAACAUAUAAAUAAUUGUCAAUCACGUUUACCAUCAGCUGAAUUAAUUGAUAAUAAUAUUAUUAAAUUAAUAAGCUAUGAUAGAUUUUUUAAUUCAAGUUCAUUACUUGAUUCAACUUGGUUAAAAGGUAAAAUAAUCAAUAAUGAAUAUCGUCAAGCAAUUAAACAUAUUAAUCGACGUAUUGGUCAAUCAUUAAUUGGUACAUUAAAUAAUCUUCCAAUAAAUCAAAUAUCAAUAACUCAAUUUACUAUAUUAGCUAUUGAAGAAUUACAUGCUAAAUAUGCAGGACGUAUUCAUUUUGUUUAUAAAAAAAAUGAUCAACCAAGUGAAUUUAACACACCUCAAUCUUUUAUUUUUAUUAAUUCUAAAUAA